CUCCAACAAGACAAGUGAAGCAGAGAUGGAAAUUCCAGGCUCCGAAGCUCCACCUUCCUCUUCUCUGUUAUAAAUCUGGGGAGGAGGCUUCCAAAAUCAGUGAGAACCAGAGAAGCAGUGAGCAACCCGAUUGAAAGCCACAGACACAGCAAUGGCCAGAGUCCCGGAUGUCCUGCUGCCGGGAUGCUUCAGCGAGGAAGAGGAGGAGGAAGUGACUGAGUUCCGCAGCAGGAACGAGGUCUCCUUCUAUGACUCUGCCCAUCGUCCUGAUAACCUUUCCAUGCUAAAGAGUGUCAGCCCAGAGCAUGCCGCUUCCCUCAAGCCAAGCAUGGAGCUACGAAGACAGAGGAGGCACCCGGGCCGCGGCAGGCCAUUCGCGGAUGCUGAUCUGAGCAAGAUGCUGAACAGCAACUUGGUGGAAGAUCUUGCUUCUUUUGCUGAGGCUGGCCGUGUGUCUGCGGGGAUAGCGUCUGUGUACACCAAUGUGGGAGUUCCACAAAGAUACAGAUGCAUUCAAGACCCGGACAAUAAGAGUUUUUACCUGGACCGGCAUCAGGGGCAGGCCCAGCUGCUUGCAGUACACUUACCUGCCAGUUACAAGCCAGCGAUGCUGGAUCUGCACAUCUAUCACUCACCACUGGGCAGUGAUGUCAGGCGAGGACGGCCUGUCGCUGUAGACAUUGUAGGCAGCGAGUUGUACCUGAGCUGCCUCAAGGAUGGAGAAAGAUGCCGGCUGCAGCUGCAGGAACCAGAGAAGCCCUUGGAGCAAAUCUCUGGAAAGGACAUGAAGUUUCUCUUUUAUUACCAGAACAGCAGCAACAACACAAGCGCCACUUUCGAGUCUGUUGCCCACCCUGGCUGGUAUGUUGCCACUUCCAAGCUUGCUCGUGAUCUUGUUAGGAUGCACAACCACACUGGAGAACAAUUCUACACUGACUUUUAUUUAUUUGAAUAUCCCUAAACAGCAGUUAGUGGUUACAUCCACAGUGGACUUAUUUAUUUAUUUAUUUAUUUAUUAUAUUUUAGGUGUCCAAAGUUCCCAGGACCAAGCACAAAAGCACCAUGCCUUGUACAAUUCCUUUACUCACAUGUUAUACAUGUUACAUAUAGUAAGUUACGCAGAAACACUUUUCUGCUAUAGAAGAUCUUCUGAAAAUCUCCAGCCAAGAUGGCAGUUGCUCUUGCACUGGGUUCUUCUCUGCUUUUGAACAGGCACCAGCAUUUAAUUUUACUGCUUCUCUACAGAAAUCAGUAGAAAUCUUGGCAUGUGUAGUCAUCAAAAGAUACUCUGAUUCCUCCACAGAUCAGUCAAGCUGCCCAGUCUGUCAGUCUCAGGCAGGCUCUGAUUACUUACUGGCGGAAGGGAGGUAUUCUGCACAUGCUCAGAUGCACUGGGUGGUAUUUCAUGCUAGUCCUACUCAGAAUAGGCCCACUGAAGUUAAUAGACAUGACGGGUAACAGGUGAAUUUUAGUGAGUUUACUCUGAGUAGAACUUAGUUGAAUACAACUCACUAUACUUCCAAUAAAACACACACAUGCACAGCACAGCUUCGGGCUGAGCCCUUACUGAGAUCCUGGAUGUGAUAUUUACCACUUUCUAAUGCAGAGAAGGAUCAAGGUACAUUUAUUUCAAUAUUCAGCUUCUGUGGAGGAGUUGUAAGUGGUAAUUAGGAUUGGAACCAAUUCAGAAUCAAAUUAGUGGUUCCUUUUUAUUCUUAAGCGAAUCCCAAACCUUUUGAGCUACACAGAACCCUUCCAAAUCUGCAGUAUGGAGAGGCUGACCUACACAGUUGAAAGGAUUAGUGAAAUGAUUACAUGAAAAACAAAGUUUCUUUGUUUUUGCUGCAACAGACUAACAAGGCUAUAUUAAUUUCUUUGCAUAAUAUAAAUGCAUUAUGUGUUGCUAGUUGAUUGUAUUAUUAAGUUACAUUUGUUACAUAUGGGGAGAUUGUCUGAAAUCAUCCAGGAAACAGGUUAAUUUAAUAAAGUUUCCAAUUUUCUGUUUGGUUGCUAUAGCACUUAAACUGUUCUGCUUGAAGUUAACAAAAGAGCCUUUCUCAAAGUGGUGGGGAACCUCCAGGCCACAGGCCUAAUUAAUGCCACCAGGUUGUUUUGGGUAAACUGGGCCCUGAUAUCAGACACUAGAAAGUUCAAAGUUCUUCCUUUGCAAGAAAGGGAGGCAAAGGAACAUUUUUCUUUUGCAGCCUUGGCUUGAACAUAGCUUGGGUUCAGCUGCAGCUUGAACAGAUAGCUUGUAUUCAGGUUGUGACUGUAAAGGAUGAAAAUGAGAAUCAGGUGAACAUAUAGUUCUUACCUUUGAAGCCCUACCCACCUGUCAAAGUGGCCCACCGGGAGUGGAGGAUACCAGGAUUCAGCCCACUGGCUGGACCCUGCUACCCACCUUUGCUUUUUAGUAUUCAGGAAACCAGAAAUCUCUGGUCAGGCAGCCUCUGUGUCUUUUGCAUUACAUAAUUCCUGUUUGCUUUCUGCCUUUUCCCCAAGGAAUAGGGUCCCCCCCUCCAGUUUAUUCUAACUGUGAGAUAGGUUAGGCUGAGAAUGAAAGAGAAUGAGUCUGACCAAGGAGCUUCAUGUCUAAGCAGAGAUUUGAACCCAGGCCUCAGACAAUGCACUUGCUACAUCACCCAGCAGCUCUCAUAGGUGCUGAGUGGGGCAGAUGUGAAACUAAGGAUUUUUGUAUAUCUGCACACUUAAAGACACUAAACCAGAUUACUUGCAUGAAGACUAAUAGGCUAAUCCAGUCAACUCAGUGGGACUUACUUGGUUCUAACUCUGUAUGUUUGACAAGAGAGCCAGCUUUUAGAGAUCAUGAGUGUGUGCAUUAUAUGUCUGUAUAACAUUCAGCUAUUUUGAACCAUUUUGUUUUUAAGAAACCAAUGUAUUACUAAUUUUUUACAAUUCCAGUAAGUGUUAAAGAUAAGU
Rhineura floridana is the source of this 2940-nucleotide messenger RNA. RefSeq names its product interleukin-1 beta-like. Bases 152 to 961 code for a protein of 269 amino acids. The transcript has 7 exons. Lineage: Eukaryota; Metazoa; Chordata; Lepidosauria; Squamata; Rhineuridae. Gene Ontology annotation, molecular function: cytokine activity. The record is from RefSeq and is a predicted model, not a curated record. Gene Ontology annotation, biological process: cytokine-mediated signaling pathway; immune response; cellular response to lipopolysaccharide.